Mobula hypostoma (lesser devil ray) is the source of this 2937-nucleotide messenger RNA. Its product is annotated as MAP kinase-interacting serine/threonine-protein kinase 1-like. NCBI's taxonomy places the organism in Eukaryota, Metazoa, Chordata, Chondrichthyes, Myliobatiformes, Myliobatidae. Bases 261 to 1550 code for a protein of 429 amino acids. The transcript is spliced from 15 exons. Gene Ontology annotation, cellular component: nucleus; cytoplasm. The record is from RefSeq and is a predicted model, not a curated record. Gene Ontology annotation, biological process: intracellular signal transduction; peptidyl-serine phosphorylation; protein autophosphorylation. Gene Ontology annotation, molecular function: calcium-dependent protein serine/threonine kinase activity; calcium/calmodulin-dependent protein kinase activity; ATP binding.
CUCUAACAGCCGGAGUUGGCAGAUUAUAGGAAGAUGUUAAAUAUAAUGUUACAGAUGAUUCCUGGAAAGAGGGUUUGCCUGAUCAAGAGAAAAUUAGUAAAAUAGGUUUUUCACUGGAAUCUCAAGAUGAGAGGUGACUGGAAUAAGACAUUCCGAAUGCUGAGACGAAUUGGCAGAGUUCGUAAUCUAUCCCGAUCACUGUAAAUGAUUUUAAGAAUAGCAGAUGCUCUAAUCAUCACACAACCAGCUGUCCUGAUGUAAUGAUCCAGAAUUGUCAGAGAAAAUCAGAAAUGAUGUCAAGCCAACCAGUCAAUAUUGUUGAUAGUGGCAAGCGCAACAAGAAGAAGAAAAAAGCCAGAGCAUUGGACAGCUUUACUGGGAAGUUUGAAGACUUGUACAGGCUGACUGAUGAACUAUUAGGAGAAGGAACUUAUGCAAAAGUCCAAGGCUGUGUUAAUCUGCACACUGGAAGAGAAUGUGCUGUUAAGGUCAUUGAGAAGAAGUCCGAUCUGAGCCGAAGUAGGGUGUUCCGUGAAGUUGAGACUUUAUAUCAAUGUCAGGGAAACCAGAAUAUUUUAGAGCUGUUCGAAUUUUUUGAGGAUGAAGCACAUUUUUACCUGGUGUUUGAAAAAAUGCGUGGAGGCUCCAUCCUAACACACAUUCAAAGAAGAAAGCACUUUAAUGAAAGAGAAGCAAGUAUUGUUGUGAAAGAGAUCGCAGCUGCCUUGGAUUUUUUGCAUAACAAAGGUAUAGCACACAGAGAUCUGAAGCCAGAGAACAUCCUUUGUGAAUUUGCAGAAAAGAUAAGCCCAGUGAAAAUCUGUGAUUUUGAUCUUGGUAGUGGGGUGAAGCUAAGCAGUGCCUGUACUCCUAUAACCACUCCUGAGUUGAUGACUCCGUGUGGUUCUGUGGAAUACAUGGCUCCUGAAGUAGUAGAGACAUUUACAGAAGAAGCAUCAUUUUAUGAUAAGCGUUGUGAUCUAUGGAGUCUUGGAGUAAUUCUGUACAUCAUGCUGAGUGGAAACCCACCCUUUGUGGGGAAUUGUGGAACGGACUGUGGCUGGGACAGAGGAGAGGCCUGUAGAGCUUGUCAGAACAUGCUGUUUGAGAGUAUACAGGAAGGUAAAUAUGACUUCCCAGAAAAGGACUGGGCACAUGUUUCCAGUGGCGCUAAGGAUUUGAUUUGUAAGUUGUUGGUACGUGAUGCAAAGGAUAGACUCAGUGCUUCACAAGUUCUUCAACAUUCUUGGGUCCAGGGGAAUGCCCCAGAAAGGCGUCUGCCCACACCACAGCUUCUGCAGAGGAACAGCAGUACAAAGGACCUGACUCAUUUUGCUGCUGAAGCUAUUGCCUUCAACAGACAGCUGUCACAGCAGGAUGAGGAGAUGCAGGGAGAGCAGGAAGCUAUCAUCAAGACUGUUUGUUCCAUGCGACUUUCUCCUCCCUCCAGUUCCAGGCUUGCUAAACGAAGGGCCAAGACACAGGCCGCAAAAUCUCCCCAACAGCAGUUAGCCACUUCAGGAAUGAGUGUCAAUAAUGGUGCUUCAUGAUUUAUGUUUUUAUCUAAUGUCAAGCUGCCAUGGCAUCAUAUACCUAGUUCAGGAAUCAAACCAUGCUUGCUUUACUAUGGGAUUUGCACAGGGUUUGUUACACUUGAGAAUAUUUAUUUACUGAAAACUAAAUAAUGCUGCUUAGUCUGUGGCACUCUGCAGUUAAUUUUAAUAUUUUUGUACAAGGCACCCUUAUUUGAUUAUAUUUUUAAACUGCGUGCGAAUUAUUAUGAGAGGAGUUUAUAAUAUUUAUUUUUCUCUUGAGCAUUAUUUUAAAAUAUUUUAUAUCUUAAAAUUGCCUAAUAUAUGUAAAAUAUAGAUGCCAGUUCAGAAAGAAGGAGAUAAUUCUUGAAGUUAGUGUGAAGUAUGUACAUCAUCAAAAAGAGUAGUAACUCUUCAGGUUAAUACGUAUUACAUAUCUGUAUAGUUGCCUCUGAUCUUAUUUGAUUAAACAAAACACUAUGCAGGUUAAAAUGCCUAAAGGUGUGAUUACAGCCUUUACUGUGAGGAACUGAAGUAUUGCUGAGAUAGCACAGAGCUUUACUAAGAUCUUAUUUUGAGCAGUGUGUGCAGUUUCAGUCUCCAUUUCCAAAAGAAGGGUAUGCAAGCCUUUUUGGUGCUGUGUGGAUUUGUGAUGUUGAUUUUCAGGACAAAGGGAUUGACCAAUGAAAAGAGAUCUAAUAAACUUGCUCUAUAUGGGAGGAUCUGGAAAAAAAGGGAGGUGGUCACAGUUAAGACCUACUAGAUUAUGAGAGUAUAAGAUGUUGAAGCAGCAGAGGCCAGACAAAGUGUGCAGAAUCUCAGACUGAUCAGUCGGCCAUCAAUGAUAGAAUGUUUCUUCAAGUAGAUAGUUGGAAAUCUUUAAAAUUCUCUACCUCUUGAAGCUCCACAUGAUCAGUCUUUAGUGUAUUUUCAAGGCUGAAAUCAGUAGAAUUUUAGACAAGGGAAUCAGAGGUAUUGACAAUGGGUAGCAAAGUUUACUUGAAACACGAUCUUAUUGAAUAGAUCAAGAUACUCCUCCUACUUGUAUUCUCAGGAAUUCCUUAUGCCUUUUUCAAAAAUCCCAUACUUUGUGAAUCUCGUAUCAACAUUUGUAGAGUAUAAGCCAAUAUACAAAAUAAGCCUAUUUUAUGACAACCCUGACACACUUGACUGGUCUGAUGAACAAAAAAGGAUAUUUUUAACAAAAUAUUUGCAGGGCUUCAUACUUUGAACCUCCUGCAACUGGAUAUUUCUAUAAUAAUAUAUUGAUUGCAAACAUGGCAAUUAACUACAACUAUUUCUAUGGCUUAGCUUAUGGAGACUUGUUUUAAAAUGUAACUAAAUGUACUUUUCUAAUGCAAUAUAAAUGGGUGAAAAUUUUAAACAAUAAAGAAAUUCAUACUGA